This is a messenger RNA of Xenopus tropicalis (tropical clawed frog), 1657 nucleotides long. It is a transcript of the gene paf1, whose product is annotated as PAF1 homolog, Paf1/RNA polymerase II complex component. Gene Ontology annotation, cellular component: nucleus; Cdc73/Paf1 complex. Bases 2 to 1564 code for a protein of 520 amino acids. The record is from RefSeq and is marked provisional. The transcript is spliced from 14 exons. NCBI's taxonomy places the organism in Eukaryota, Metazoa, Chordata, Amphibia, Anura, Pipidae. Gene Ontology annotation, biological process: transcription elongation by RNA polymerase II.
CAUGGCUCCCACUAUACAGACCCAGGCUCAGCGAGAGGACGGACACAGGUCCAGUUCUCAUCGUACAGUACCAGAGAGAUCAGGGGUUGUCUGUCGUGUAAAAUACUGCAACACUCUUCCUGAUAUUCCCUUUGACCCCAAGUUUAUAACCUACCCUUUUGACCAGAACAGAUUUGUACAGUAUAAAGCAACGUCGCUGGAGAAACAGCACAAGCAUGACCUUCUGACAGAGCCAGAUUUAGGGGUCACCAUUGACCUAAUUAACCCGGAUACAUAUCGUAUAGACCCCAAUGUAACUCUUGAUAUUGCUGAUGAGAAGCUUCUAGAAGAGGAAAUCCAGGCCCCUAGCAGCUCCAAAAGAUCUCAACAGCAUGCUAAGGUGGUACCAUGGAUGAGGAAGACAGAAUAUAUCUCCACCGAGUUUAACCGUUAUGGUGUUUCCAAUGAGAAACCAGAAGUAAAGAUUGGAGUUUCUGUCAAGCAGCAGUUCACAGAGGAAGAUAUAUAUAAAGACCGGGACAGCCAGAUUUCUGCCAUUGAGAAGACCUUUGAAGAUGCCCAGAAACCUAUUUCACAACAUUAUAGCAAACCUCGUGUUACACCAGUGGAGGUCAUGCCAGUCUUCCCAGAUUUCAAGAUGUGGAUCAAUCCCUGUGCUCAGGUUAUAUUUGACUCAGAUCCAGCACCUAAGGAUGCUUCAGGCUCUGCUGCUUUGGACAUGAUGUCUCAGGCCAUGAUUAGGGGCAUGAUGGAUGAGGAAGGCAACCAGUUUGUAGCAUACUUCCUACCAGGCGAGGAGACCAUGAGGAAACGAAAGAGAGAUCAAGAAGAGGGUCUGGAUUACAUGCCAGAAGAUAUAUACGACUACAAGAUAGCAAGAGAAUAUAACUGGAAUGUAAAGAACAAGGCCAGCAAAGGAUACGAGGAGAAUUACUUCUUCAUCUUUCGGGAAGGGGAUGGGGUGUAUUAUAAUGAACUGGAAACCAGAGUACGACUCAGUAAGAGGAGAGUUAAGGCUGGUGUACAGUCAGGUACAAAUGCUGUGCUUGUAGUGAAACACAGAGACAUGCAUGAGAAGGAACUGGAAGCUCAGGAAGCACGAAGGGCUCAACUUGAGAAUCAUGAGCCAGAAGAGGAGGAAGAAAUUGAGGUGGACCAGGAAACACAGGGAUCAGAUGCAGAAGACGGAGAAAAGGGCAGUGGAAGUGAGAAGGAAGGGAGCGGUGCAGAGCAAUCUGGUAGUGAGAGUGAACGAGAGGAGGCUGAGGAAGAGGAGAAAGAAGAUGAAGAGGAGAAAGAGAGUAGUGAAGAGGACCGUGCCGCUAGAGACAAGGAGGAGAUCUUUGGUAGUGACGAUGAUGAUAGUGAUGAAGAUGGACCUAAUGAGAGUGGACAGGAUGGAGAGGAUAGUGGCAGUGAUGACGAGGAAGAGAAAGGCCAGGGACGCAGAAGCCGUAGUGCAAGCAGUAGCCCGUUUGGCAGCGACCAUUCACAACAGGAAAAUGAGGACCAAAGUGCUAGUGAUCAGGGCUCUGGGUCCAGUACGGGAAGUGACAGUGACUGAAUCUGGCUAAACAUGCUUUUCCCCCCCCCCCCAACUUCUUGUAAAUACAUCUGUGUAUAUUGCUUUCUUAGUCCAAUAAAGGAUAUUCCUGAA